Messenger RNA from Recurvomyces mirabilis, 342 nucleotides. RefSeq lists its product as uncharacterized. The record is from RefSeq and is a predicted model, not a curated record. Lineage: Eukaryota; Fungi; Ascomycota; Dothideomycetes; Mycosphaerellales; Teratosphaeriaceae. Bases 1 to 342 code for a protein of 113 amino acids. The transcript has 3 exons.
AUGCAAUUCACACUCCUCCUCGCCACCAUCUUCGCCUCGCUCGCUGUAGCAGCACCUGUAGGCAGCAGGACAGGAUCCGCCCUGGUACCUCGUCAGUCGAGCGCUUCUGGCAGCGGCAGCAACAACGCUGGCUCGACCUCAACCAGCACAACGAAUGGUGGCCUUCUCGGUGGUCUCUUAGUCGGUGGUGCCGCCGCCGCAUCCGAAGAUGGCCAAAGUACAAGCUCCUCAAGCACAUCGGAGUGUGAUCUGAUCACCUGCACCAGUGGAAGCAGUGCUGCUGGUCCAUCUGGAAGCUCGUCCUCGUCGAGCAGCUCAGGCCUGGGAAGCAAGUCUGCAUGA